UGUAUUAAUUAGGAUUAGAGUGUGAUCCAUCAAUGAGGUCACCUAUGUCACAAUCAGCCGCUGUUUGGACCUUUAAAGUAAGAGGAUUCCUACUAAAUUGAACAAUUACUAAACACUACAUUGUAAUAAAAUGACAUGCAAUGUUCAAUUCCUCCAGGAUUGUUUUUGAUAGCAGCAGCCUAAAAUGCGACGGUCUGAAAAAGCUGACGUAAAUUCAAGCAACGGUUUGAGUUGUUUUUGUCCCAAAAAGGUUGAGUCAACUUGGGAUUUUGUUAUCGACGAUUUACAUGAAAAAAGAGGAUUUUAACAAAGAUUUUUUAUGUUUUACUCGCUGGACACUGGAUUGCAGUAAAAGCACAUACUUUGAGCUCGUUGUCAAAUUACUGUACUGUUUUGAUAAUUAUGGCUAAUAAUAGCAACUAGAAAAUUCCCGCGGAAAUUUUAAUGGGCCUUCAAUCUGUGCCCUGGACCUCUGGCCGGGGGUCGUCGGAAGCCACCGUCCUUAGAAGAUGGUGUCGAGUGUCUGAAUCCCGCUCCAUUCUAAUGAAGAAGCAACUAAAGAAGCGUGCAGAUUGUCAAAUGGUGAUCGCCAACCGGGACACUCGCCAAAAGAACCGCAAGCAAAAAGGCCGUUCGGAUGAGAUGGCGCUUCUGAUCAACCAGUCCCUCAGCAACAUCUCGCUAAGUGAUCAGGUGGAACACGCCCACGUCAACCCGUUGGUCGUUAUCACGCAGGGCGAGUGCGAUGAGAUGGAAACCAUGACGCCAGAGGAGAUGCCCGACGCGCCUAAAAAGAUCGACGUGGACACUGAACAAGAGGAAGAGGAGGCGAAGAAGACGAAGAAGAGAGAGAAACUUCAACCUGUGGAGGAGAACGAUGGACAGGAGGAGACAAAAGACAAGGAGAAAAAAGACCGAAAAAUAAAAAGGAAGGACAACGAAAAAGACUGCAAGGAGGGUCAGAAGACAAACAAAAGGACCAAACAAGAGCGCAAAAAGAAGCACUUGCAGGACACCUCAGCGUCCAACUUGGGCUCUGAGAGGAAGGUGACCGGCCCCAAGGAGAACCGUCAUGAGGAAAGUGAGGACGAGGAGUCGGCGUCCUGCGACUCUUCGCCUAGGAAAAAACAUCUCAACACGUCAAGGUGCCAAAUAAGCGACGAGAGCAAAGACGAGGAAGUUCAGACGGACGUAAAAGAGCGGAAGAAGAAGAAAGGAGAGAAAAACACACCGAGUUUAGCAUCCCUGAACUCCAACUACAAGGAGGGCUCGUCUUCAGGCAGUGAAUCCAACAACAGAACUGCUUCCCCGAUAUCCCUGGAGGACCUCGAGAAGUUCGCCCUGCGUCCCGCCCCCAGAGACAUGACCAUCCAGUGUCGGGUCACCAGGGACAGGAGAGGCAUGGAGAAGGGCAUGUACCCCACCUACUACCUCCACAUGGAGAAGGACGACGGCAAGAGGGUGUUUCUUAUGGCGGGCAGGAAACGGAAAAAGAGUAAAACAUCCAACUAUCUCAUUUCAACCGACCCGACAAAUCUGUCCCGAGACACCAGCUGCUACAUCGGAAAGCUAAGGUCCAAUGUCUUGGGGACAAAGUUCACCGUUUACGACGGUGGGGAAAACCCGGAGAAAAAGCCUUUCAUCAAAGAGUGUGAAUCUGUGCGACAGGAACUGGCAGCCAUUUGUUACGAGACAAACGUUUUGGGAUUUCGGGGUCCUAGGAAAAUGACAGUGGUCAUCCCUGGCAUGCUGGAGACGGACGAAAGAGUGUCCAUUCGGCCCAAAAAUGAACCUGAGACGCUGCUAGUGCGCCACGCCAACAACAACACAGACAAACUGGUGACCCUGGUCAACAAAUCCCCGAGCUGGAACGAGCAGACUCAGUCGUACGUGCUCAACUUCCACGGGCGCGUCACUCAGGCCUCCGUUAAAAACUUCCAGAUCAUCCACCCGGAAAAUGACGACUACAUCGUGAUGCAGUUUGGACGCGUGUCCGAGGACGUUUUCUCCAUGGAUUACAGCUUCCCCAUGUGUGCCCUUCAGGCGUUUGCCAUCACGCUCUCGUCCUUUGACGGCAAACUGGCCUGCGAGUGACCUUUAAGUGCUUACGCUACAUCCUGCAUCUACACCCACAGCUUAUUUUGACCGCUACAAUGCACAAAUAAAGGAUGU
Messenger RNA from Entelurus aequoreus (snake pipefish), 2172 nucleotides. RefSeq names its product tubby protein homolog. Gene Ontology annotation, cellular component: cilium. Gene Ontology annotation, biological process: protein localization to cilium. Bases 445 to 2094 code for a protein of 549 amino acids. The transcript has 12 exons. NCBI's taxonomy places the organism in Eukaryota, Metazoa, Chordata, Actinopteri, Syngnathiformes, Syngnathidae. The record is from RefSeq and is a predicted model, not a curated record.